This is a messenger RNA of Gadus macrocephalus (Pacific cod), 3232 nucleotides long. It is a transcript of the gene igdcc4, whose product is annotated as immunoglobulin superfamily, DCC subclass, member 4. The coding region runs from base 371 to 3115 and encodes 914 amino acids. Gene Ontology annotation, biological process: cell-cell adhesion. NCBI's taxonomy places the organism in Eukaryota, Metazoa, Chordata, Actinopteri, Gadiformes, Gadidae. Gene Ontology annotation, molecular function: protein binding. The transcript is spliced from 13 exons. The record is from RefSeq and is a predicted model, not a curated record.
CUUGAGUGUGUGUGCGCGCGCGCACACACAGAGGCGAGCGUUUGUGUGUGUGGUACGCACGCGUAUGUGUGCGCGCGUGCGUGUCUGUGUGUGUGGAGCAGCAGCAGCGGCCAACACACACACUUUCACUCACAACAUGGCGAUGAAGCGCCGAGAGACACGACGGCUCGCCGCCGAUUAACGGGAUACCUGCUCGCUCUGCACACUCCAGGAUGAGUAUCCAAACACCGCUCGGUUAACACAUAUUCCUCCUCUGCGCACCACUGGAGACGAUCGCUCGUUUUCCGCACAUGCAUGCUCGCGAAACGGCGGAGCUGAUUGUACACACUCACGCUGCUGUUACCCCUCUGGUGGAUAUCAAAGGCUUUACAUGGCGGUGAACAAUCUCCUGGUGUUGUGUCUACUUUCGCUGGCGUUGUACGGUCAAUCCAAGCAAGAGAAGCCCCUCUCGGUGGAGCUGAGCUGCGGCGCCGGCCCCGUCCAGGUGGUUCUGGAGCCGACCGCACGCCUGCUGCUGGACUGCAGCCUGGGCUCCAGCGAGAUGCCCUACAACGUCACCUGGCUGAGGGAGGGCCGGCCGCUAGCCCCGGACCACCGGGACCACCGGGAGCAGCUGGACUACCCCGACCCCCGCGACCCCCGGGACCACCGGCAGCAGCUGCCCAACGGGUCCCUCCUCCUGUCCCCCGGCAGCCCGGGCGUGGAGGGGGGGUACAGCUGUAUGAGCUCCAGCGCCCUGGGGACCCUGACCAGCCGGACCCUGACCGUGCUCCUGGCAAACCUGUCUGAGUUCCACACGGACCCGCAGCCGCAGCGUGUGCCAGUAGGGGGCGCAGCCCGCUUCGAGUGCCAGAUCAGGGGAGUGCCCACACCUGUGAUCACCUGGGAGAAGGACGGAGAACCGGUCCCUCAGGAGACAAGGUUUGUGUCCCUGCCCAAUGGGGUGCUGCAGAUCUUGGAGGUCACCGAGGGCGACGGGGGGCCGUACCGCUGCGUGGCGUCCAACUCAGUGGGGCGUCGCCCCAGCGGUGAUGCAGUCCUCACCGUCACUACAGAUUCCACACAAGCCCUGAGCAAAGUGGUGAUCGUGGCGCGGCCGCAGAACGCCACUGUGGUGCUGGGACGUCCUGCGGUGAUGGAGUGCAUGGCUCAAGGCCAGCCCAAGCCACUGGUGUCCUGGAGCAGACAAGACGGAAAGCCCAUCUCCACGGACCUCGUCGUCGUAGCAACCAACCUGGUCAUCAGAGACACGAGACGUCAACAUGCAGGUGUUUACGUCUGCCGGGCCAACAGACCCAAGACCAGAGAGUUCGUGAUCGCCGCCGCGGAGCUUCACGUCUCGGCCCCUCCGGUGAUCCUCCAGCCCCCCGAGGCGGUGUCCCUCUCGCGGGGCAACACGGCGCGCUUCAUCUGCAACAGCUCCGGGGAGCCGCCCCCGACGCUGCACUGGCUGCGGAACGGCCGGCCAAUCCGCUCCUUCCGACGGGUGAAGACCCAGAGCCCGGGCAUCCUGCUCAUCAACCAGCUGGCCGUGGAGGACACGGGCUACUACCAGUGCAUCGCCGACAACAGCGUGGGCACGGCGUGCGCCACGGCCAAGCUGACGGUCAUCGUGAGGGAGGGCCUGCCCAGCUCGCCUCGCCACCUGCUGGCCGUGCCCUCCUCCAGCACCAGCGUGCUGCUCACCUGGGAGCGACCCCAGCACAACUUCGACCAGGUCAUCGGCUACUCGGUGCACUACCAGUGUGUGGCAGGUGAGCACCGCCACCUAGCCGUGUGUCUUGUAAAUGGUCAUUGGACUGCAUUUAUAUAUCUCUCUCCAGGACCCUCCACACCCCCAGAGGACGUCCAGCUGAACGCGCUGGACUCCUCCUCUGUGCUGGUGCGCUGGCGCCCCCCGCUGGAGGCCAACGGUAUGAUCGUGGGCUACUUCAUCCUGUACAGCAGCAACCUCAGCCAGCCGCAGCAUCUGUGGAGCAAUCUCUCGCAGGACGGGACCCUCACCAGUGUGGAGGUGCAGGGCCUUUCCAGUGACACACGCUACUUCUUCAAGAUGGGAGCCUCCACCAAGAUGGGCGACGGGCCCUACUCCCCCUUGAAGGCCGUACACACGCCCCCUCUAAACUAUGAGCUGGACGUCCACGCGGUGACGGGCAUCAUCGUGGGCGUGUGUCUGGGGCUGCUGUGUGUCCUACUCUGCAUGUGUUUCAGCUUCCGCAACAGCAAGACCCGAGAGGUGACGGGGGGGCUAGGCUCCACGGCCGCGUCCCCUCGCUGCAGAAGGGCCGGGCGAUUGCCCCCCGCCACCGAGCCAGAGUGCACCGACUCCCACGAGCUGGAGACCCUGAUGCCCCUGAGCGGCCCCCAGGGGGCGGGGGGCCCUCUGGCAGGGGCCCCAGAGGAGCAGGGGCUGUUGGCCGGGCUGGACCCCGGGGGGGCCGAAGGUCACCCUGCGUCUGAGGCCAAGGUCACAUGGAACGGCUCUGUGAGUCGUAAUUGGGCUAACAGAAUCACCAGAUACAGAGAGACCAUGGCAGAAGACUCUCCAAUACUUAUAAAUGGAGCUCUCAAAAUAUUACCCGAUGAAAUUAACAAGGCGGCGGAGGACCCUCUCAGCGCGGCCGUCUGCAGCAACACCGUGGAGGCCCAGGUCAUCGUCCACCUGGAGCUGGACGACCCCGACAAGGGGAAGAGGGGGGGCGAGGGGGAGGAGCAGGAGGAGGAGUACUCUCCCCUAGGCCCGCCUCCUCCUCCUCAUACCGGGGAAGAGGACGCUCUCCUCGCCCACGCAUUGGCCCAAAGCGUUUCCCCGCCCUCCCUGGAUGCGUCGGUGGCCAAUCACAGCGGGGAGUCGGAAACGGGCUCCUCCCACGCGGACACGCAGCUGCACCGGGGGGAGGGGCUGACCAACGGCUUCCACCCCCCCCGGACCCCCCCGACCCCCCGGACCCCCCCGACGCAGCCGCCGCCAGCGGUGAAGCUGGAGCCCCUGGAGAACGGGGCCCAGAGACACCGGCCCCCCGCCCUGGCCAAGGGCCUCUCCGCCGGGCUGGCCCCCUCCCCCGCCCCCUUCGUCCACUCUACCUCCACAGAACACGGCUACCUGUGCCCAUAGCCUGUGUAGGGAGACUGACAAACCACUUACACACACACACACACACACACACACACACACACACACACACACACACACACACACACACACACACACACACACACACACACACACACA